CCGCUGAGCUUCAUUUAAGUUGCAAAAAUGCUGUGCAUGCAUGAGGACGAUCACGUCGCAGAUGUGCUGCCAAAAAACGCAAGCUUGGAAAACACUGAUGUGGUGUUCCUGAUUCUCAGCCUGUGGAUGUUUUUCAUUACUAAAAAAAGUUGUUUGACAACUUAAAACAAAGCACAGUAGACAACAGGUUUACUUGAGACAGCGCACACACAAAGCAGAAAAAUGGACGUUUCAAAGAGGAUCGUCAGAAAUUUGGAGCCAGCAAGGCCACUGCGUCGUCUUAACAUAAAUCAAGUACCACAAAGCAAUGUGAUGAUCAGGCAAUUUGAAAAGCCAGUUAAAAAGCCGGACAACACUAUUAAAGUGGAGCAGUUGUACGAAAUCCUUCAUCUUCAAACCACAAGUAACCUGAAAAGUCCCCAACCUGAAAAGAAAGAAGAAAGGAUAUGCUACACCAGGGACUUUCUCAUCAAGAUGGCAAGUUGUCCAUUGGCCAAGAAGAAACCUGAGUUUUUGCCAGAGCAUCCUGUUGUUUUGGAGAAUGGAAGAACUCGUAUUGUGCCCAGUGUCAAUAACUUCAAGAGAGAGGACAUGGUUGUCUGAUGUGGAGAAUUCCUUAAAAUCUAUUUUUAUUAUUAUUUAAAACUGGGCUCUAAAACUGCACUACAUGGGGAGUAAUGUGUAAAUGGUUAAAAAUCUUGCCCUUUUAAGUUCCUGUAAUGUUGGAAUCCAUCACAAGUUAAGUUUAUAUUCAUAGAUGUAAGAGGAGUACAUAGUAUAGUACAAAACAAAAAGGAUACCUGCAGCACUAAUGUAUCGUUCCUUGCAAAAUGUAUAUUUAAAAGAAAUGUUGCUCUAAACUCUAUCUUUGUCCUUGAUCAAACCUUUUUUUUGUCUUACCUCAUCAAAAAACUGUGAUUUCUAACUCUGGCUUUUGAUCUUUUUCAAAUACUGGUGGUUUUGCGCUGCACUACAAUUUGAUGAUCUGUGAUGUUUUGCUGAUAUUUGGAUUUGAAGUGUAUUUGCUUGAAGAUGUGCACCUUGAAGUGACUUAUAAGGGGUUUUCAUGCUUUAGUUAGACUUCAGAGAUGUUUGAUUGUAACUUGCCAGCUGUACUAACACUGGAUAUUGCAAAGAGGUUGGAUUCAAGGGUUGGGCAAGCAACGCAUAUCUGGCACAUUCUUUUUGAUAACUAUUUAGUCUACUGGAUUACAAAACCUUGCAAUGAUGGUAAUAAUACACUUAAUAUUUCAAUAUUUCUGUUUGUAUAAAUGUAUGCAUAAUUUAUUGCAGUGAAGUGGGUGGAAGCUCAAAAUGUUUUGUCACAGGAAUUUGUGUUUAAACAUGUUUUGUACCACACUGUAAUCUGUCAAACUUAUUGUCUUGAGAUUUGCUCUACAAAACUCAUUACACUCAGUAAAGAAAAUGUUUGUUUUA
Molecule: messenger RNA, 1437 nt
Organism: Misgurnus anguillicaudatus (oriental weatherfish)
Lineage: Eukaryota; Metazoa; Chordata; Actinopteri; Cypriniformes; Cobitidae
Gene: gra
Product: granulito
Biological process (GO): negative regulation of translational initiation
Cellular component (GO): cytoplasm
Molecular function (GO): eukaryotic initiation factor 4E binding
Source: RefSeq, a predicted model, not a curated record